This is a messenger RNA of Sorex araneus (European shrew), 1407 nucleotides long. RefSeq names its product E3 ubiquitin-protein ligase TRIM38-like. The coding region runs from base 7 to 1407 and encodes 466 amino acids. The record is from RefSeq and is a predicted model, not a curated record. Gene Ontology annotation, molecular function: zinc ion binding; protein binding. NCBI's taxonomy places the organism in Eukaryota, Metazoa, Chordata, Mammalia, Eulipotyphla, Soricidae. The transcript is spliced from 6 exons.
AAAGCCAUGGCCUCAGCUGCAGUUACCAAGAAGUUGAGGGAGGAAGCCACCUGCCCCAUCUGCCUGGAGCUCAUGACUGAGCCUGUGACCAUCAACUGUGGGCACAACUACUGCCACAUGUGCAUAGUUUGCUUUACUGAGAGCCAAAGCUCUGAGACAUCAUCUGUGGGGACAUUUCGCUGUCCUCAGUGUAGGAAACCUUUUAAAAGUAAUAAUCUUCGGCCCAACAAGCAGCUGGGAAAUAUCAUUGAAACCAUCAAGGAGACAGACCACCAAAGUUUGUGUGAGAAACAUGGAGAGCAGCUCCACCUGUUCUGUGAGGAUGAUGGUCAGCUCAUCUGCUGGUGCUGUGAGCGGACACCAGAGCACAAAGGACAUGUCACUGCUCUUGUAGAAGAUGCGUGCCAAGGUUACAGGGUACAGCUCCAGAAAGUAGUCUCAAAACUGAAAGAAACAAAAUUCAAUUAUAUGCAGCUGAAGCUAUACACAACUCAGAAAAUAAGUAGUUGGGAGGAGAAAAUAAAAUGUGAGGAAGAAAGAAUCCAUUCUGAGUUUAGGAAUCUUCACACAUUCCUGCAUGAGGAGGAGGAGUUUUAUAUGUGUCAACUGAAAGAAGAAAAAGAGCAGAAGCUGAAUAGAUUGCAGGAAAAUGUAGCUCAUCUGGACAACAAACUACAGGAACUCAGAAACUGCAUUCUAGAACUGGACAAGAAAUGUCAGGGCUCAGCACAGGACUUUAUGCAGGGCAUAAAAGACACCUUGAGCAGGAACUCAGCUGUCAAUGUGGAAACACUAGAAGAUGUUUCUUUGGAGUUGCAUACAGUGUGCAAUGUCUCUGAGCGUUAUAUUAGGAGCAGAAAAAUGUUAAUGCACUAUCAAGUCAAUGUGACUCUGGAUCCAGAUACUGCUCAUCGAGAAUUAAGUCUGUUAGAUAAUCAGAGAAGAGUGCUUAAUGCUGGAGAACAUUUCUCUACAAUUUUUCUGAGACCUCAAACUGCUGGAGGAUUCCGUGUCUUACCCUGUGUCCUGGGCCGUGAGCGCUUCACCUCAGGAAGACAUUACUUUGAAGUGGAGGUGCGACAAGGAACUGAGUGGGGUGUAGGAGUUUGUCUGGAAGAUGUGCCAAGGGACACAUCGAUGCCUGGGUCUGGAUUCUGGAUUAUCAAACUGAGAAAUAACAAGACGGGUUUAGCUCUAACUUCUCAUGCCACUCCCUUUACACUGACGAACCAGCCUGAAGUAGUAGGGAUUAUGCUAGACUAUGAGGCUGGGCUUGUGUCCUUCUACAAUGCCACUACUGGUUCCCACAUCUACACCUUCCCAAAGGCUUCUUUCUCUCAGGCUCUCAGACCUUAUUUCCAGGUUCGAGCAUUUUCUUCUUUGUUCCUGAUUUCCUCAAAUGAGUAA